ACACUGAAAACGCGUUCGAUCUGUUGUGUUUUAUUCUAACCUCUUCACGGUAAUGUCGAUGUUUCUUCGUUAAUAAAAGUGUUAAUUAUAAAACUUCCUUAAAAAUAUAAAAUAAUAUAGAAGUUUAACAUUUUUUUUAAUUAUGGAUAUCAGACCAAAUAAUACAAUUUAUAUAAAUAAUCUAAAUGAAAAGAUAAAAAAGGAAGAAUUAAGAAAAUCGUUAUAUGCAAUAUUUUCUCAAUUUGGACAGAUAUUGGAUAUAGUAGCAUUAAAAACAUUAAAAAUGCGUGGUCAGGCAUUCGUCAUUUUCAAAGAAAUAGCUAGUGCAACGAAUGCCUUAAGAUCUAUGCAGGGAUUUCCUUUUUAUGAUAAGCCAAUGAGGAUACAGUAUGCUAAGACAGACAGCGAUUUAAUUGCAAAAAUGAAAGGCACUUUUGCAGAACGCCCCAAAAAACCAAAACGUGUAGUACCAGCUGCAGAUGAAGAAGCAAAACGUGCAAAGAAGCGUGCUAAGGAACAAGCGAAACAUUCACAGCAAAUUGGAUAUCAUCCUGGUGUACCGCAACAUCCAGGAUUAGUUAAUACAGCUGUACCUGAACAACCACCAAAUCAAAUUUUGUUCCUUACAAAUCUUCCUGAUGAAACUAGUGAAAUGAUGUUAUCUAUGCUUUUCAAUCAAUUUCCUGGUUUCAAAGAAGUUCGUUUAGUGCCGAAUCGGCAUGAUAUUGCAUUUGUUGAGUUUGAAAAUGAAGUUCAAUCAGGUGCUGCCAAAGAUGCACUUCAAGGAUUUAAAAUUACACCUUCACAUGCAAUGAAAAUAUCUUUUGCAAAAAAAUAAUUACAAAGACUUUAAUCUUAUGAUUAUUAAUGAAAUAAAUGUGUAAACAUUAAAUGCAAAAAUAAUGAGAAAGUUAUCAAACUGGACAUGUAGUCAUAUUUUAAUAAUUUUUAUACAAUAUAGUUUCUUGAAUAUAAGAAGUAUUUAUUAUUAAGUAAUAAUUAUGCAUAGACCAAUCAUUCUGUGAAUCAUGUUUCUAAUAUUAAAAAUAUUUUUCACAAUAUGAUAAAUAUAUACACGAUUUUGUUCCAGGAUACAAUUGAUCUUGCUUUCGCUUAUGAUAGUUUUACUAUUUAAAGCAAUUUAUCAACUUCAAUUUUAUAGUGGUUUACGACAAAAAUAAUUACAAGCAUAAUUCUUUACUGAUUUUUAUGAACAAAAUCGCAUUUUAAAGAUAAAGGUUUAAGCUAGGGUAUGACUUCCUUGCAUUUUUGAAAAAAUAUUAUUUUCUUUGAAAAAGAUGAUGUUUUUUCGAGAAUAGUUUUUUAAAUAUACAAUAUAUUCUUAUAAACAUGAUUAGAUAAAAAUUAAUAAGAAUAAAUGAAGCGGUAUGUUCUUCCCGUCUACAAAUUUAUCCGUCCAUACAAAACACUCCAGAUUCUAUUAUUUCUUCAACUAUCGCAGCAAAUCUUGUGCCAGUACUGCAUGUACACACUUCACCAUAAAAAGUUCCUCAUUUAUUUUUGCAUUCCAAAAAUAAAGUAAAUCAAACAUUAAACAAAGAUUAUUGUCUCAAUUAUGAUAUUGUUAUGCGCUUGAGUAAAUAAGAAUAAAUGAGAAGUAACAAGCAAAAUAAAAAUAAAUGAGAACUAUGUGGAUAUGAUGAUGAACAUAAGUAUAAUAUUAAAUAUAGUAUUUAAUCCGAAAAGAAUAAAUAAGAAGAAAUAAGAAUAAAUAAAAAUAAUAAAGAAAUUAGAAAUUUUCAGAGCGUUUCUCUAAGAAAUUAUAUAAAAAUUUUUCUAUAUCUACACUGUUUAUUUAUUGAAGUAUAAUAAGCAUGUAAAGUGUAAAUAAAUUAGUAAAGUUUAAUGUUCAGUCGAAAUUAGAUUAAAAAGAAGGUUUAUUUUAUAGAGUUUCGCGAAGUAAAUUCCGUAACCGACCUUUAAUAAAUAACUACUGCAAAUUAGAAUCAUUGCAUCAUUGAAGAGGAUCUCAUUCAACUUCAAUGUCAAUCUAUCUCAUUUUCAACCAGCUACGAAUCAUCCACCCUCUAUUUCGACAUAAAUCGCGGAUGAGUGUUUUGAAGCCAUUGCAGAACUUCUUAAGUAGUAAAUGAAUUUUUCAAUUUCUCCGAUUACUCAAUCAUGUCAAGAACGAAAGGUCUGAAUUGGCACAAAUGAUUGGUUGUAAUUAAUUAAUAGAAGAGUAUUGCAUGACCACGAAUAAAUUUCUUAGGAGAUUUA
Molecule: messenger RNA, 2241 nt
Organism: Vespa crabro (European hornet)
Lineage: Eukaryota; Metazoa; Arthropoda; Insecta; Hymenoptera; Vespidae
Gene: snf
Product: U1 small nuclear ribonucleoprotein A
Exons: 3
Coding region: 143-838 (231 amino acids)
Biological process (GO): mRNA splicing, via spliceosome
Cellular component (GO): U1 snRNP
Molecular function (GO): U1 snRNA binding
Source: RefSeq, a predicted model, not a curated record